CCCCGAUUACACAUUACGUUAUGCGAACACUGUUAUCAAAGUCAUAUUUAAGUGCGAGAUAAACGGAUCUUUGCUAAAAAAAAGUCUGUACAAAGUCUGAGGGGAAAAAAUGCGAAGAUUUGCCAAAUAUUGGAGAGAUUCAGCUAGUUUACUAAUUCUGGCUCGCGAUGGAGUUAAGAAACCGAGUAGAACCAGUUAUAACUAUAAGGUGCUAGUGUUUAAGCGAACUGAGAAGACCUCAUUCAUGCCCAAUAGCAUUGUCUUCCCUGGAGGAGCUGUUGACAAGCAGGAUGAAAAUCUUCAAUGGAAUGGUAUUUUUUCCCGCUUGGGAGGCGUUCAACUGGAGCUGGAGAAUCUUUCCAAAGUUGACAGUUCUCGUCCUUUUAUAUUCGAAAAUAGCAGUCCUGAUGCUUUAGAUAGGAACAUUUCACUUCGCCUAACAGCACUGAGAGAAGCGUUCGAAGAGUUGGGUGUGCUUCACGGACAAAAGAAGGAACAAGCCGGUCUAAGUAGUGACGGUUACAGCAGCGUAGUAGAAAACUUUGAUGUUCCGACAUGGCAAAAAGCUGUACACGAUAGUGAAAAAUCUUUUGCUGAACUAUGCGAGAAGCUGAACAUAAUUCCCGAUGUAUUCAACACGUAUGAAUGGUCCACCUGGUUGACGCCGGCAAUGUUUCGAAAGCGAAGAUUCGAAACCGUUUUCUAUCUCGUUGCUUUAAAUGAAAUGCCGGAGGUUGUAUCGGAACCACACGAAGUAGCCGAAUAUUUCUGGGAUACUCCAUCCGGUUUGUUGCAAGCGCACAAAGAUGAGAAACUGUGGUUGGCUCCACCUCAACAUUACGAACUUACACGGUUGAGCCAUAUGUACGAUAUUGAUGAAAUUGUAAGUUUUGCUAAAGCCCGUAGUGGCAAAGGAAGUACCCUAUUUUGUCCGGUUCAGUACAUAUGUUCGGAUGCAGCUGUGUUCGUUUUACCAGGAGAUGACUUGUACCCGAAAAACUACGAUUAUAUCACUCCACAUGGGGAAUUAGAACAAUACAAAGAGUCAACUGCAGAAGAGCUUCGAAGCCACGCCAAUAGGCUGCAUAGAUGCGAACACAGAGGAUUGCAUUUGCAAUCUUAUUAUUCAAAUAUUAUGCCAUUUAAUGGACAUUUGAGUAUACAUGGCGAUAACAAGCAUUUGUCUAAAUUAUGAAUAUCAUCAUUUAGAAACUAUCGAUGAGACAAAAAAACUGAAAAGAAAUGGUAGAUGGUGAACUUAUUUUGGUUAAAAUUCGAACUGUUAAAAUGGUUUUGUGAAUAAUAAAA
This is a messenger RNA of Sabethes cyaneus, 1308 nucleotides long. RefSeq names its product acyl-coenzyme A diphosphatase NUDT19-like. The transcript has 4 exons. Gene Ontology annotation, cellular component: mitochondrion. Bases 110 to 1195 code for a protein of 361 amino acids. Gene Ontology annotation, molecular function: hydrolase activity, acting on acid anhydrides, in phosphorus-containing anhydrides. The record is from RefSeq and is a predicted model, not a curated record. NCBI's taxonomy places the organism in Eukaryota, Metazoa, Arthropoda, Insecta, Diptera, Culicidae.